Messenger RNA from Diatraea saccharalis (sugarcane borer), 645 nucleotides. The record is from the annotation of a GenBank genome assembly. Lineage: Eukaryota; Metazoa; Arthropoda; Insecta; Lepidoptera; Crambidae.
AUGGCCUUCAAAAUCGACCAAUUCGUUUGGAGCGAUUUCUCAGAAGAGUAUGUGCCGACUGACCGUAAACACACGUUCUACCCUUCGGUGAUCAUCAAUGAACAUCUUUACGAAGUAAAGAUCACGGACGUUCCAGUCAUUCCUUAUUUCCCCAUCAAUUCUUAUUACGAGUGGGCGCAUUACCGCUUUUAUGGCUUAAGAAAUGCUACAGCUUACAUUCUAGUUUUCGACUUAUCUAACGUUGAGACUUUUCAGUAUAUCAGAACUUUAAGAGACCAGAUGGUAGAGAGUAGGGACAUGAGAAAUGUCCCGGUGCUAGUUGUUGGUAAUAAACAAGAUUUAUUGUGCAGUAAUACUCCAUCUGCUGCGAGUGGUUUACAACAGUUGGCUAUAGCAGAAAGCGCUUGCGGUGAUUCAAGAGAAAAGAGACGAAAUAUAGUGAAUCUUGUACGGAAACAUUGGAAGUGUGGUUAUGUGGAAUGUUCGGCCAAGUAUAACUGGAGAGUGAUAGCUGUGUUUAAGGAACUAAUGGAGAUGAUCGAUGCUUUGGAAUGGAGUGGUGGUGGUAGAAGUGCUGAACCACCUCCUGAUUCUUCAGCAGGUGGUGGUGCCGGCUCUCACGAGAAUCGUUGUGUGAUUGCUUAA